Branchiostoma belcheri (Belcher's lancelet) is the source of this 2447-nucleotide messenger RNA. RefSeq names its product sodium-dependent lysophosphatidylcholine symporter 1-B-like. The record is from RefSeq and is a predicted model, not a curated record. Gene Ontology annotation, biological process: carbohydrate transport. The transcript has 13 exons. Gene Ontology annotation, molecular function: symporter activity. The coding region runs from base 757 to 2232 and encodes 491 amino acids. Lineage: Eukaryota; Metazoa; Chordata; Leptocardii; Amphioxiformes; Branchiostomatidae. Gene Ontology annotation, cellular component: membrane.
UUGUUCUUUUCAGGCAUAUCGAUGAAGUGCACAUUGGAUCAUUAUGUAUACAAAGUAGCACGAAAUGUCCCGAGGGGUUCCGGCAUGGUGCCUCCAACACAAGCAGAUACAACAACCUUUCAUGUAGGACUUACAUACGUAACGUUAAGUCCUCAACGCCAUUUUUGACACCGUAAGUGUACUAAUGUUAUUAAUAGAUUCAUUGUUACACUUCUGUGUAUCCUGGUAGACAGACACGAGUAAGAUCACAAGCUUUAACCGUGUACGAGUCACAGCGUUUUGUGUUCGGCCCCGGAGCACUAAUGGUUGUGUAAAGCAAAAUCUCGUUGUGUGAGAGAGAGAUCUAAUCAGGCCAUGCAAACAACAGCAUUUGCAAAAAUCAAUCGAAAAACCAUUGUGAGAAAAUUGCAUGGGAAACACAACGCACGGGCGAGCCCAGUAUAGAUUGAACACCGGCUAGCACAGUGAUUCCAGCGAUCUGAAAAGGCAGACAGACAACUUGUUCAACCGGUGUUGACCCGGGUCAACAUACUGUUGGGAAGGCGUCGUCGGGACCACACUUCUACUACUAACUGCUGCACUAUCAGACAGAGGUUGUCUCGUGGACAGGGUCUCGUUGCAAGUGUAUCCAUGACGGUGUGAAAGGACAUUGUGACGUGACAAUUGUCUUCGCGUCGGAACGUGCACAGAGCCGUUCUGUUCGACACUGACUGAAGCCUAUUUUUGAUUCGGGACUAGAGGAACAAGUACAGCGAUAUGUCACAGGACAAGACUGGAACAGUGUCAUGGCUAGAGACCACGUUCUACGGACUGGGCAUGCUUUCUGGCGCCCUGUUCAUAACAGUGAUGAACACUUACAACAACGUGUUUCUGGUGGAAGUGGCACAGGUAUCAGCCCGGUACGCCACGGUGGUUGUUUUCAUCAGCAGGUUUUGGGACGUCAUCUCCAACCUGAUCGUGGGGAAGUUCAUCUCCUCCACAAACACACGGUUCGGCAGGAUGAGACCAUGGAUCCUGGGAUCGGGAUUGCUUCUCGUUCCCGUGUACUUCCUGUGUUGGUACGUCCCGCCCAACAUGCCGGAUAUCGUGAAGAUGUUCUAUUAUCUCGUGCUGUGUUCCGCCUUCGUGUUUCUACAGACGGCUAACAACGUCUCUUACCGGACCCUGGUGAUGUACAUGUCUGAUGACGAGAACGAGAGAAACAGAGCCACACUCAUAAGAGGUGUUAUGGAGCUGGUUUCUGUAGUCCUGGGGAUCGCCCUGCACGGACAAGUCGUGGAAGCCUUCGACACAGUAGAUAAUAAGGCGUGUAGACCGGCGAACAGUACUGACAACAGUACACAUUACAUAGACCCGGAGGCACUGCAGGACGUGAAAAAUGGUUAUCUGAUUUCUGCCGGGGCCCUCUGUGUUAUAUCCCUGCUCGCAACCCUCAUGGUCACGUUUGGAGUUAAGGAGAGAAGAGAUAUGGAAAGGGAAAACGAGCAAAAUACAGACGAAAACUUCCUGAGGACUCUGAAAGGCGUGGUGACGUUUCGUCCGAACGUCUACUUCCUGAUCUAUGAUGUCUGUCUAUAUUCUCCGACUGUGAUCUACGCAGGAGGCGCAGCCAUCUAUCUACAAUUUUCACUCGAUCUUCAGCACCAAGUGGCAAACAUUCUUUUGAUCACAGUGAUAUCUACCGUCGUCGCCCUGCCAGCGGUCGGUUUACUUGUGGACAAAUGCGGAAAGAAGUCGGUGUACAUAGUCAUGGUGGCGCUGACCAUCCCGUUCCUGAUGAGUGCCGCGUUCGUCCCGCCCAGGAACCUCGCCGUUACCCUGGUACUCAUCAUCUUAAUGGGAGCCCUCAUGUCCGCCAACAGCUACAUCCCGUGGACCAUGCUGUCUGAUCUCGUGGACGCGUAUCAGCUGCAGACGAACCAGCGGCUGGACACCCUGUUCUUCAGCAUGUAUCUGCUCAUGUGUCGGCUGGCUUCCGUCCUGGGACAGGCGGCGACAACCGUCGCACUGGUAAUCGGCGGCUACGUAACUGGUCAGUGUACUCAGCCCACGUCCGUCGACACGUCACUUAGAAUUCUGAUGUCUGCCGUUCCCACUGGAUUGUCUCUGAUUGGUCUAGGGUUUCUAAUUAUUUAUCCAAUCAACGAGCGGGUAAUAAAGGAAAACAAGGCGGCCUUAGAAGAAAUGACUGCUUCUCUUCAAGAAAUGAAGGCUCCCAUUGCGAGUAAAUGAGACCUACAGUAACUAAAGGAAAGGAGACCAUCCUACAUUACACCCUGGACUACUUGUAAACUUUAAACGUUUGACAUGUUUGAUGUGAAUCAAAUGUAAAGAGAUCGGAGGGAAUCGAGGGUUAGAAAAUGAUUGAAUUAGAUGGGGAGUUUUCUGUAUCUGUAUUGGUAUAGCCGGUAUAACCGCCCUACGGCGUAACACACCAGCUUCGCAGG